Triticum turgidum subsp. durum (durum wheat) is the source of this 531-nucleotide messenger RNA. The record is from the annotation of a GenBank genome assembly. NCBI's taxonomy places the organism in Eukaryota, Viridiplantae, Streptophyta, Magnoliopsida, Poales, Poaceae.
AUGGCGAUGGCGGCGUCGUGGUGGGCGCUGCUGGCGGCGGCGGCGGUUGUGGCGGCGGCGGGGUGCGGCGAGGCGGCGCCCACGGCGGCGGCGGAGGCGGCGCACGACGUGCUGCAGACCCACGGCCUUCCGCGCGGGCUGCUCCCUGCGGGGAUCGCGGCGUUCUCGCACGACCCGGCCACCGGCCGGUUCGAAGCGGUCCUGGAGUCCCCCUGCACGUCGCGCACCGAGGUCGGCCUGCGGUACAACAUCACCGUGGCGGGGCAGAUCAGCUAUGGCCGGAUCGCCGAGCUCUCCGGGGUGGACGCUCAGGACCUAUUCCUCUGGUUCGCCGUGCGCAGCAUCCGCGUGGACGUGCCCUCCUCCGGCGUCAUCUACUUCGAUGUGGGCGUGGUCUACAAGCACUUCCCGCUGUCGUUCUUCGAGGCGCCGCCGCCGUGCGUGCCCACCCCGCUCAUCCUCCUGCAACCACAUCAGGUAAUUAGGGGCGACGGAUCGGUGGUGGAAGACGGCGCCGCGUUGCAACAAUGA